AUGCAGAACCUGCUGUUGAAUGACGCCUCAACCAUCUCUACUCUGGAGUACCUGCCAAUUAAUCUCUUCCCACCAGUGUUCAAGGAGGCCUUCACUGGUAGACACACACAGCUACUGAAGGCAAUGGUGGCAGCCUGGCCCUUUUCCUACCUCCCCAUGAGCGCCCUGAUGAAGACACCCAAUGUGGAGUUGUUGCAAGAUAUUCUGGGUGGUGUAGAUAUUCUGCAGGCACAGAAGGUUCGUCCCAGAUGGUGGAGGCUUGGAGUACUUGACUUGAGGAAUGUGAACCAGGAUUUCUGGGAUAUAUGGGCGAUGUAUGCUCAACAGAGACUAAAAAUGAGGAGCAACCUCAGGUUCCACCUGAAAGAACACCAAACAUGCUUGUUGCAGUGGGCCCAGGAGAGGAAAGACUCUGUGCAGCUGUACUGCGUGAAGAUAGAUAUUUGUGCCUUUCCUGGGGAGAUUAUCAAGGAGGUCUUAGACAUUUUCCCACCAGAUGACAUCGAGGAAUUGGAGCUAUUCACAAACCACAUUCUGCUCUUCCCAGGUCACAUUGCAUCUCACUUUGGCCAUAUGACAAAACUUCGCAAAAUCCGUCUAACUUACAUCUUCUUGGAGACAGACACACAUGAUAUGUGUGCUGUCCUGUUUCUCUCUCAGUUCUCCAAAUCCAACUCCCACGAGCAACUUUCCCUGGAUGGCAUCUACUUUCCCCAUCGCCACAUGCAGCAGUUGUUGAGUUGCCUGAAGACGCCCUCAGAAUCCUUGUCCAUCACUCGCUACCUUCUCACCCCAUUAGACUUCAAACACUUGUCACAGUGUCAGAGGCUCUGUCAACUGAAACACGGGAAUCUCACAAACACUUUGCAGACCCUGGAGUUAGUGAACUGCAACAUGGGGGACUCUGAUCUCAGGGCCCUCUUGCCUGCCCUGAACCAGUGCUCACAGCUCACCACUGUGAAUUCCUAUGACAAUGACAUCUCCACUGCUGUACCGAAGAAGCUUGUGCAAAGUAUGGCCAAUCUAAGCAACUUGACUGCAGAGUUCUACCCCGCCCCUCUAGAGUGCUAG
Messenger RNA from Cricetulus griseus (Chinese hamster), 1071 nucleotides. The record is from RefSeq and is a predicted model, not a curated record. Lineage: Eukaryota; Metazoa; Chordata; Mammalia; Rodentia; Cricetidae.